AUGUCUUCCACAGGGACAGCUCAAGGUCAAGUUGUCCCCUUGGGACAGUACAUCACGCAAUUCGACACUGCAACAGAACUCGUCGGCAAAGAGAAAGAUGUUUAUGGACACUCAGACCCAAACGCCGCCCCAAAUCUGAUUAAAAAUCGGGUUGAUGAAUUCCUCACGUCGCAUGGAGAUACUCAAUGUGGAUCAAAAACAUUCAACGAGCUAGUCUCGGAUCUGUAUGAUGUGAACGGGAAAGGACGUUCUCGAACGGCCAUCCUUCCACCUCCUACAUCCACUGAUCGACCAACUUGUAUUCAAUUGACCGGGCGAUCUGGAAGUAUUGUAUCCCAUAACGCCGCCAUGACAAAGGCGAUCUGGGACUGCGAUCCAUUGGCGCAAGCGUUGAUUGGCACUAUACAAGCGAUUGACGGGUAUACCAUACCAAUCUCAAAAGCUGAGAUCGAUACUUUGUGCGGCUCGGUCCUGUCGCAUCUCCUGGAGAUUCGAUUGAAUGGGCAAACACUCCACGGUCGUUACUUUGAUCCAACUGAUCUCCAGACACUUAACCGUACCAUCGACGAUGCUUACAAAAGAGAUGGAGCUAGACCCGAAGAGGACACUGGUCAUCUGACCAUCUCAUUAAAUUCGUUACCCGACUUUCAAGUUGGCAAACCUGUAACCAGCCCUAUGGACACAAAACGAUUCAUUACCACCCUCAAGGCAGACUUGGGGCACAGUGAACACCAAUUCAAUAGUAUCCUAAGUAACGCGAGUCUCGGAAGAUCACUCACCCAUCACGAGAAAUCAGAUAUCAUGUCUCCUUCAUUCUUGAGGGACAUGAACAAGUACAUGGUCUACGAAGGGUACAGCUGGAACCCUACUGAACUCGCGUCUGAGAGGUUACCUCAAGCUAGCGAAGUACUAUAUGAGAAGGAUCCGUGGGUGAAGGAAUAUCGAGAGUCAAUGUUGGACAAGGAGAUCUUGUUGGGAACAACUUCUCAGGCAUUCCGGUCGAAGUUUCGACCCCAGGAAUUACUGAUCGAGGGGGAGAAGCUUUUGAUCGACAGAGGUAUUCAAUCUGUCACUGAUGCGUCAAGAGCUAGAGCCUGUGCUGCAUGUGGUGGGUCAGACCCUGGACCAACUGUAUCAGAAUAUUUGCGAAGUCAAGAUCCUUUGAAAUAUGCUUUGAGCGUUCUCAAGAAGGAGCACGACGAGGACGAGCUCGAUACCUCUGACCCCUUCGCCAUUGAGCCUUUCUUGCCGCAUUCAGCAUUACCUGCCUUACGAGAGCGUCAAUCCACAUUGGCCUGA
Molecule: messenger RNA, 1299 nt
Organism: Kwoniella botswanensis
Lineage: Eukaryota; Fungi; Basidiomycota; Tremellomycetes; Tremellales; Cryptococcaceae
Exons: 2
Coding region: 1-1299 (432 amino acids)
Source: RefSeq, a predicted model, not a curated record